CACAAGGAACCUCAUUCUGAGACAUCAGUGUACAGAGAACUUCUGGGGAGGACAAAAGGAUUCCUGUUCUAGGAAUGUUCCUUCAAAUCCUGGCUCCCACUGCCCCUAACAUGCUCUGGGCCAUCGCGACAGCAUGGAUGACAGCCUUCUGCCCUGUUGUGGGGCCUCCUCUCUCCCUGUUUUUCUCUCCAGCUCCUCUCUGCCCCCUUGACUGACCUCGGGGCGGUUGUUAUCCUUUUCAGUACAGAGAGUUUGCUGACCAGCUCUUGGAGGCCUUCAGGAAGCUUCCCAAUGAAGCUGCUCAUCGUCGUCGCAAGGCGACAGCCCCUGCCAACGAGGGCGGCUCCCUUUCUGGGUCACAUGCAGGGGCUUUGGGGGUGAACAGAAUGACACUGCUUACGGUCUCCAGUCUCGGAAUGGCAGGCAAUCACGCUGAUUCGUGAAACAGUGCUGCAAACAAGAGGCCUGUGGUCCCCAGGAGGUGAUCUCCCAGCUGAGAGAUGAAGGACGGAAAGGCAUUAACUGGUUGAAAAGCCGAAGUGUUGGGGCCGAGAGGAUGUACUCCUGAUGCCGAGAAUGGGGUGUGCAAAGGCCCUGUGGUAGAAGGAAGCAGAGUUGCUGGGAAGAGGAAGCCGGAACUCAGAGAGUACAAGGGCACAUGGUCGCAAGUUUAGCUGGAGAAAUGAAGAGGCCUGACCAGCUCUGGCUAAGACUUCCAGGACAGUAUCGACAAGAUAUGAUGAUGAAGAGCAUUCUUGUCUGGUUCCUGUUCACAAGGACUGAGAAUGCUUAAGGCUGCGUGUAGCCAAAGGAUUCCCGGGGUGUGGGACUCCUGGUGGCAGUUGCAGGCGGAUGACCCCAAACAAACGCAGCAGACAAAUCCAGUUCCUUCAAGAUACCCAUUUCCAUCCCCGCCUCACAUCACGAGGUCUGGAAGUGCCGCGGUUGCCGGCAGCGUCUAGCUGCCAACUUUUCGCCUGGAUCUAUCUCCUCAUCUCUCCAGACGCCUCAGGCCGAAGCCCUCGGGGUAUGUAACAGCCAUGCCUAUGGACACGCUGGCCUCUGGAUCCCCCGCCGCCCCGGCCCUACCUUUCCGCUUGCGGACCAAGGUCCCCGGCUACCUGGGGAGACGGCCAGCAGAUGGUGGCGCUCGGAAACCCAGCGCCGUGGAGCGCCUGGAGGCGGACAAAGCCAAGUAUGUCAAGAGCCUGCAUGUGGCCACCACCCGCCAAGAACCUGUGCAGCCCCUGCUGUCCAAGCAGCCCCUCUUCAGCCCCGGGACUCGCCGCACAGUGCUCACACCUAGCCGCCGAGCCCUGCCUGGCCCUGGACGCCGGCCCCAGCUGGACCUGGACAUCCUUAGCAGCCUCAUCAACUUGUGUGACAGCCCUGUGUCUCCUGCUGAGGCCAGCCGCCCCCCCGGGCGGGCAGACGGCCCCCGGCAGGACCUCCCAGCGACCCCUCCACGUCCAUCCCUUAGCACAGCUGCAGUCCGCAGGGUGGACGUCCGCCCCCUGCCUGCCUGCUCUGCCCAGCCCUGCCCAUCGCCAGGCAGCGCCGCUGCCUCCAGCCCUGCCCGGCCUCCGGGUUUGCAGCGCUGCAAGUCAGACCUGAGUGAGCGCCUCUCCAGGGCAGCCGCUGACUUGGAGCGCUUCUUUAACUUCUGUGGCCUGGACCCCGAGGAGGCUCGGGGUCUGGGCGUGGCCCACCUGGCUCGGGCCAGCUCGGACAUCGUGUCCCUGGCUGGACCCAGCGCUGGGCCAGGCAGCUCUGAUGGGGGCUGCUCCCGCCGGAGCUCUGCCACUGCCGAGGACCGAACCCGCGACCGCGUCCCCUAUGGCGUGUCAGUCAUAGAACGCAACGCCCGAGUGAUCAAGUGGCUGUACGGGUUGCGCCAAGCCCGGGAGAGCUCGGCAGUCGAGUGCUAGGCCCCCGGACCAGGCAUUUGCCACAGGACAGAUCCUCCACCCCUCCUCCACGUGCUCCUGCUCCCAGUGAACUUGUUACCAGGGAAGGCCCGGAGGCGGGACCAGCAUCCCUCUGACAAGGACAGACCUUGGGGAAGGUUCCCUCUGGACCUUGGGCCACUCCUGCGACUCAAAAUAUGAGGGGUUUUGUUUGUUUGUUUGUUGACCUGUCUAUACUCUUGCUCUGUUGGUCCACUGGGGCUGGAUUUGGGGCACUUAGCCCUCCCUACCAAGAGCAAGGAGGCAUGGCAUCUCACUGUGCCUGUGCCCAUCUGCCCACAGGCUUGGUUUCCCUCUUCCUUGAUCUCUGUCAUUGUCCACUGACUUCCUCUUCCUUACCCCCUGGGUCCUGGCUCCCUGGGCACUCGCCUUGAGUGGGGGCAGGGAGGAGUGGCCUGUCUACUGUUCUCCAGGGUCCUUAGCAGUUAGGCCCAGGUGGGUCGACUGCCGGAGGGACUGGCUUGGAAUGGGCACCGUUCUGACUUCCCUCCCUUUGGUUAAUAAACACAAAAAUGCUUGUUUUUAAUCAAGA
This is a messenger RNA of Echinops telfairi (small Madagascar hedgehog), 2499 nucleotides long. It is a transcript of the gene FAM110A, whose product is annotated as family with sequence similarity 110 member A. The record is from RefSeq and is a predicted model, not a curated record. NCBI's taxonomy places the organism in Eukaryota, Metazoa, Chordata, Mammalia, Afrosoricida, Tenrecidae. Bases 1041 to 1928 code for a protein of 295 amino acids. The transcript has 4 exons.